UUUUAUUGAUCAUUCAUCAUUUGUUAUUCAAAGUGUUUUUAGGUAAGGUGAACAUCUUCAAAUAUUUGACAAUUCUGAUAAAUUCUGUGUGCUUCUUGAUAACAGGGUACCUUUUACUUUCCUCUCUGGAAACUUCUGAAUACGUUUAGUUGUAACAUUUAUUUAAUACGUAUGAGCAAUGAGCAUGUACGUAAAAAAAGUAGAAAUAGUAGAAAGAGCAGAAUAGACAGAGGCAAGAGAAAGAGGGUUUCUACUUUUUUUAAGCGUUUGCUUUGGCUGUUUUUGUUUUCUUUUCUUUUUUCAACUCUUGCUUUUAUUUACAAUAUAAUUUUGUUGAUUAACUUGUUCAUUUACACACUAAUUUUGUCACUUUCUGUACAGAUUAAACAUUCAUCAAAAUCCAUUUGAAAUUGAUCCACAUUUGACAUCCAUUCAAUUGAACUAAACCUUCUCAGAGCUUCACUUGAGUACAAAACUUUUGUCUUUUGUUGUUACUGAACAUUAUUCCCGCUUUAAAUUAUCAGUUUAUUAGAAUUCUGUAUUAAGGAUGGCAGCAGCAAGUACAUCUCACUUGCUAUUAACCCGCAUUGAUCAUGAAGCUAAAGUUCUCAAUGUGAUGCGAAAUUUAUUGGAAGAUGGCCAACUGACUGAUGUUACAUUAGCUUGUGAAGGGCAACUCAUUCAUGCUCAUAAAUUAAUUCUUUCUUCCGUUUCAAAUUACUUUCAAACGAUAUUUCAAAACCCGAUGCUUAAAAGUCAAAGUAAUCCAGUUAUUGUUGUGAAAGAUAUGAAAAUGGUCGAUCUCAAAGCAAUCAUUGAAUUUGUUUAUUCGGGUGAAGUAAGGAUUUGUGGUGACCAAUUGGAAUCUUUAGUUAGAAGUGCGGAGACUCUUGAUAUCUCUGGACUGAAUAAAAUUGACCCAAACCCAGUUAACCAUGUUUCAAGUAAAACUUCCACCGAAAAUGAUUUAAACUCUCCUAAUGAAAACGGGUCCGAAGUCCAAUCUAAUGGAAACUUAUCAGGAAAAUCAAAUUCCCACCGUUUUCAGGAUAACUCAACUUUACAGCGAAAAACCAGUAACGCAACUGAAAAAUCAUCCGCCUCUCUACCCAAAAAAACUACAUCGGAAAUUUCUACAUCCACAAGAGGUACUCGUAGCAGUGAUCGUCGUGCACCGCUUGUUUCUUCUGAAGGAAAAAGCAAAGCGCCUCUUGGAAAUGUUAGGAGAAAAACUCAAGAAAAUAUUUCUGAAUCUAAGGAUGAUCAAUCGGCUAAGCUUGAUGAUAGUUCUCGCCGUGAAAUGAGAUAUAAUUUUCGAGUUAAACUUAAAGAAGGAGAAGAAAGUUCUGAAAAGAUAAAGCGAUCGGACAUUCAAAAUAAGUCUUGUAAUGAUGUGACUGACCAAAAAAUCCCGAAAGAUAGAAGGUCGUCGUCCAUUUGUGAACCUAUCGCCAAUGUAGAAAAUUCAAAUGUAAAAACGAGUUCGGAUCAGACUGUAAAUGAAAACAUUGGAGAUUGUCUUAAAGAGUUAGUUGUUGGACAGCAACUAACUAAUAUUUCAAAUAAAACCCCAGAAUUCAAGAAGCCUUUAGAACCAGUGAGACGAAACUGCAAACUCAUGAAACUUUUUGAUGAAGCUUCUGGCAGUUCCAAAGAAGAAGUCUCCGAUCCAAGUCAUCCUCCUGAUGCAACUGAUGAAGAAAUGGGCACCUAUAUGAGACAAUUUGUCUAUGAAAAAUCUAAUCUUAAAAUGAAUCCGAGACGAGACGAUGAUACUCAAUCGGUAUCUUCAGUUACAACUAGAUCACGAAAAUCUAAAUUAUCAGAAGGUUGUGAAAAACAAAACACCGAAACUACCUCAACAAACCAAAGCAUUGCAGCUACUAAAACUAAGCGUAAUAUUGACUCUGAACCAACUAAGAAAUCACUUAAUCUUCGCAAGAAAAAGGUAGUCAAACCCACUACAAAUCGAACUACAAGCAUAACACGGACAUCAGCACGACCUGUUAAAAGUGGUGACUCUCGAUGGAAAGCUCGAACCGCUAAACUGAAAGCUGCAGUAGCUACGACUAGAUUGUCAGCCAAAAGUCGAGCCAAUAGAGUUGAUUGGAAAGCUUGGUUCGAAAGUCAACAAAAAAUCAAUCAAUUCAGUUUUGAUAGACGUAAAAAAGAAACAAAGGACGAUAAAACAAAGAGUGAUAAUUCCAGCGAAAAUAACAAACCUCGACCUACUGACUCACCGAGAUCUAAUUUAUCAUCACGUACCAAUGAUUCACCGUUAUGUUAUAAAGAUUUAGAACCAAAAAAACAGACAUUGCAGCAGCAAACUCAAACUCAAAAUGGAUUAAGUCUUCAAUCUGCCUCUACAAAUACAAUACCCAAUAGCGAGUUAGACGAUCUUGGAAAUAAUUUGAAAUCGAAAAGAAGACAAACUGAUCAAACACAGGAUGAAUUAAAUAAGCGUGAUUCAACUUUAACAACACCAUCAAGAAAUUUGAGACCAAAACGAGUCAAAGCCUCAUUAGAUUCAUCAGAUAAUCAACUAGGAUCUGCAACUUCAAACACUUCUACUAUAUCAGUCGCCUCUUCAACGUUAUCUUUAUCAACUCCAAAUUCGACUAUGUCUUUACAACCCGGUGAUACAAAUGUGUGAAUGACCGGAAGAAAUAAAUAUUCUCCCUUCAGAAAGACAUAAGUGCACAACCAGAUCACAGACCUUGGGACAUCUCUAUUUUCCCCAAAUCAAUUAAUUUAUUUCCAUUCGUAAACAUUAAUAUUGAACAUUGAGCAUUAAUACUGAACAAAUUUGUUGAUUUGAAAACAGUUUGAAACAAAACUGGAAUCAAAAAACGUUAAUGGAUCCCAUUGUUCUUGUUAUUUUUCGUUCAAAAGCAAGUUUAAUGCUUAAAUUUGCUGGAUUUUUCUUUAUUGUAAAGAAACUCACCAUUGGCCCGGAAACUUGACCAAUCAUUCUUUAUUGUUAACUUAAUAUAACACGUAUGGAUCCAUGGAUUUUGAACAUUUUUGACGCAACAACCUUCUGGCUAUUGCUGCUCUUAACAAGUUAUUACUUCUCUCUUUGGAACUUUUUGGUCACUAUUUAAGUUAUUCCGCAUGGAAAUGAGUUCUUCAUGGGCAUUUGUAAGAUAAACCAUCCAUCACAAUUUUCUGAUUAUUUAAUAACUUUGAAACUCUUCAUCACCAUCGAUAUCAGGUUUCAUCUCAAACCUUGUUUACCUCUUUUCUAAUUUAGAAUAGUUAAAUCAAAUCAUCUUGUUAUUAAAUUGAACUUCUUGCUAGUUAACUUAAGAUCAACUAAUUAAGAUAAACAAACAAAAUCAAUGAAAGCUCAAAGGUAAAAAUGGUAUUUCAAGCUUUCAAUUAUGAAUUAUGUUAAUAUGAUAAAUUUACUUACAUUUGAUUACUGUAUUUCACUGAAAUCAAUUAACAAAUUAAAAAUGAUUCAA
This is a messenger RNA of Tetranychus urticae (two-spotted spider mite), 3467 nucleotides long. RefSeq lists its product as uncharacterized. NCBI's taxonomy places the organism in Eukaryota, Metazoa, Arthropoda, Arachnida, Trombidiformes, Tetranychidae. Gene Ontology annotation, cellular component: nucleus. Gene Ontology annotation, molecular function: protein binding. Gene Ontology annotation, biological process: regulation of transcription by RNA polymerase II. The record is from RefSeq and is a predicted model, not a curated record.